AUGCAGCGCUAUCACACGCCAUUUGGUCCGGAACCUUCCCAGCCCCAGUGUGGAGUAGAGGCGGGACGUAGUGGUGCAGUGUUCUGGUUGGAAACGGCGAUGUCUACUCUGCCUGGUCGUGAUCAUACGUCCGGUUCCACUCCCUCUUUAGAUGGAAAAGGGGGUACAGAAUCAGCACUGAAAGGAGGAAAGUCAACAAAAAGGACAGGUCCUAGCUAUGUAUAUUACCGUCUAUACACCAAACUUGGUGCAUUUGAAUCAAAUCACGCCCUCUACCACAACAACCGUUUCAUUGGUCGCGUUCCAUCGAAUUAUUUUGCUCCUCCUCAUACCGUGGCGUCUAUCAAGCGGUCCCUGUGCAAAAUCGAGGGCCUCUCUGAGCCCGACAAGGCACUUGUCUUCACACCGCUCUCAAGCCCAGCACCUAAAGAAGACUCUGCCCGCCUCUCUUUUGCACUCAUCAACUUUGCAGUAUACUAUCGCGUCUACUUAUCAGAGGGAAAAAGGGAUGAAAAGACGAAGACGUCCUUUGACGAAAGCGAUAUUUCGUUAGGACGCAUCAACACCCUCUUCAUCGCUCCCCCUCACUCUGUCGGGUCUUUGAAAGCACAUAUCGCAAAAGUCGAAGGCCUGGUCACGCCGGGUCAUGCACUCUACAAGGAAAUGGAACUCUUUCAAGACAUGAAUAGUGACGCUGCCAUGAGCGACACUGAUGUCAUAUCCUUCUCAGGUGACACUUUUCCGGGUAGCGAUGAAGGCGAUCCCGUAGCCCUUGUCAAUGCAACCACCAAUACAGUUGCAGACCAAAAGACUAAGCCUACAUCAGAUGGACCAGAUUCAAAAUUCACUAAAUGCGCUCGGGUAACUUGUGCUACCAACUCUCAUCCAGCAUACAUGGUGAUUAAUUCCAAGGGUGAAAAAGGCUAUGUGGAAACGGGCACAGGAGUGUUGGGAACAGAUGGACAUGCUACGGAAAGGUGGCGCUUCGCGUUUACGAGCUGGGACAGGCUCCUAAGGAGUGGGAAAGGCAACGCAAACGCAUUGUUGACGUGUUGGCAGUUUCACGCAACAAAGGCUACAUUUCGCAUGACGAAGCUGGGAGAGGUCGUGAGCUGUGGAAAUGCGAUGAAAGAUUCAACUUCUCUGUUUCACAACACUUCCAAAGACGAGAUAGAACACCUACCUGAAGACUGGACAUCUACAGAACACGUUGACGUCUGCGACAGCUGGAACGAUGAGGUAUACACAUGUCCGAUGUAUGUAUACAACAACAAGGGAAAACCACGAAGGGCUAGCAAAUUUCGUUCUGCUACAUACAACAAAUCGAAACGACAUGCAUGA
This is a messenger RNA of Laccaria bicolor S238N-H82, 1341 nucleotides long. RefSeq lists its product as uncharacterized. The transcript has 14 exons. The record is from RefSeq and is a predicted model, not a curated record. Lineage: Eukaryota; Fungi; Basidiomycota; Agaricomycetes; Agaricales; Hydnangiaceae. The coding region runs from base 1 to 1341 and encodes 446 amino acids.